AUGCUAUUCAAACAGCAGGCGUUGCUGAGACAGAAGCUCUUUGUACUAGGCAGUCUUGCUGUUGGAAGUCUCCUAUAUCUAGUCGCCAGAGUUGGGAGCUUGGAUAGGCUACCUCCAAUUUGCUCAAAUGAUGGUCGGUUUGGAACACACAGUCAGGAUGCAAUCACUCUUCGAGCUAUGCAGUUUAAGAGAGGUCUCCUACACGAAUUUCGCAAAGGCAACGCCACUAAAGAGCAAAUCCUACUGCACAAUUUGGUUCAGCAGCUACCAAAGGCUAUUAUCAUUGGUGUGAGAAAAGGUGGCACCAGAGCGUUGCUGGAAAUGCUAAAUCUACAUCCUGCUGUGGUCAAGGCAUCCCAAGAAAUCCAUUUUUUUGAUAAUGAUGAGAACUAUGCUAAAGGAAUUGAGUGGUAUAGAAAAAAAAUGCCCUUUUCCCACCCCCACCAAAUUACUAUUGAGAAAAGUCCUGCCUAUUUCAUAACAGAUGAAGUCCCUGAAAGGAUUUACAAAAUGAAUUCCUCUAUUAAAUUACUUAUUAUUGUGAGGGAACCCACAACGAGAGCUAUUUCUGACUACACACAAGUUCUGGAAGGAAAAGAAAGGAAAAAUAAGACCUACUACAAAUUUGAAAAAAUGGCUAUGGAUUCUAACACUUGUGAGGUAAACACAAAAUAUAAAGCAGUGAGGACCAGUAUUUACACCAAGCAUUUAGAGAGAUGGUUGAAAUACUUUCCUAUUGAGCAGUUUCACAUUGUGGAUGGAGACCGACUGAUCACAGAACCACUUCCAGAAUUGCAACUGGUAGAAAAGUUUCUUAACCUUCCACCCAGGAUCAGUCAAUACAACCUGUACUUUAAUGCUACCAGAGGGUUUUACUGCUUGAGAUUUAACAUAGUCUUUAACAAGUGCCUGGCGGGUAGCAAGGGGCGCAUUCAUCCUGAGGUUGACCCCUCUGUUAUUACCAAACUGCGCAAAUUCUUUCAUCCUUUUAAUCAGAAAUUUUAUCAAAUCACUGGAAGGACAUUUAACUGGCCCUAA
This is a messenger RNA of Bombina bombina (fire-bellied toad), 1038 nucleotides long. It is a transcript of the gene HS3ST5, whose product is annotated as heparan sulfate-glucosamine 3-sulfotransferase 5. Bases 1 to 1038 code for a protein of 345 amino acids. The transcript is spliced from 2 exons. Gene Ontology annotation, molecular function: [heparan sulfate]-glucosamine 3-sulfotransferase activity. The record is from RefSeq and is a predicted model, not a curated record. Lineage: Eukaryota; Metazoa; Chordata; Amphibia; Anura; Bombinatoridae.